Molecule: messenger RNA, 2548 nt
Organism: Xenopus laevis (African clawed frog)
Lineage: Eukaryota; Metazoa; Chordata; Amphibia; Anura; Pipidae
Gene: pkr2.L
Product: double-stranded RNA activated protein kinase 2 L homeolog
Exons: 17
Coding region: 132-1718 (528 amino acids)
Cellular component (GO): cytoplasm; nucleus
Molecular function (GO): protein kinase activity; eukaryotic translation initiation factor 2alpha kinase activity; kinase activity
Source: RefSeq, a predicted model, not a curated record
GUUAAAAGUCCUUCCCACUGCAGAGGUGGAGCUGCAGUUAGGGAUUUCAGUCUGAUACGGAAGUAGCUCAGACUGUGAGAAGAGAAGACUGACAAGGUGAUUGUUAUUAAAUAAUAAUUGCAGAACUUUCCAUGGAUCCCAAAGUGGAGUUUAAUGUGUUUUGUGCAAAAAAAAAGCUGAUACCGGAAUUCAGACUGAUUUCCCAGACAGGACCACCUCAUGAUCCCUGGUUUACUGUGCAUCUGUAUGUACAAAAUGAAAUGUUUGGAGAAGGACAAGGCAAAUCCAAAAAGGCAGCAGAGAAGAUAGCAGCUAGAAUUGGACUGGCCGCUCUGCAAAAUCAAGGAAUCCCACCCCAGGCACAGCAACCCACAGCAGCCGCCUCUCUGGACCCAGUUCAAAGUUCAUUGCAGGGAAGCGCUGCAACUGCUGAACCCCCUGUAAAUGGCUCUGAAAGUCAGACGGCGAACCAUAUAAACUACAUUGGAAUUCUAAAUGAAUUAUGCCAGAAGAAAUCAUGGAACACAAAUUUCCGAGAUGUUGAUCGUUAUGGACCAGAUCAUGAGCCUAAGUUCUAUUGUGUGGCAGAAGUGAACAAGCAAGCGUAUCCAGAAGGUUGUGGAAGGAAUAAAAAACAAGCAAGAAAAAAAGCGGCUUUUCUGGCACUGCAUGCACUCAAAACUGAAAAUCCCAAUGAUAUCCUGAUCCCUGCAAUUCCAGCCCUUUAUACAGGAGAAUCAGGAUCAGAAAGUUCUUCGGUGUCUGAAAGCAAUGGAAGUAGGAGUAACGACAGGUGGAGUUUAGCAGGUGGAACAACUCAAGCAAUGUCUGCAGUUCCCGAGAGUACUACAAAUUCUUCCCAAAGCCCUAGCCCUUUUGCCGGAUUUGUGGAUAUAUCCAAAUUGUCAUCUGGUGGAUUUGGAAAAGUAUUUAAAGCUUUGAAAACCUUGGACAAUAAAUAUUACGCAGUGAAAAAAGUGAAGAUGCACAAUGAGAAAUGCAAGUUGGAGGUAGAAGCUUUAGCCAAUUUAGAUCAUCCAAACAUUGUUCGAUAUUUCCACUCAUGGACUGGAAUGGACUAUUCUUCAGACACCAGUUACAGCUCUAGUUCCUUCAGUGACACAGAUGGAAUGAACAAGUGCCUUUAUAUUCAGAUGGAAUUUUGCGAAAAUGGUGACUUAAAAAACUGGAUCAGAAAAAUGAAGAGCGUGGAUAAGAUUAAAAGUCUGGACAUAUUUCGGCAAAUAGUUGAAGGCGUAGUCUAUAUUCAUUCAGAAAAACGUAUACAUAGGGAUCUUAAACCCGAAAAUAUAUUCUUUGCCAAAGAAAUGAGAGUAAAAAUUGGGGAUCUUGGUUUAGUGACUCAGAUGUUUAGUGAAGAUAGCACAGAUGCACUUCUUCGAACUAACAGCACAGGAACUCCAACUUACAUGGCCCCAGAACAGCAUGAAAACAUUUAUAACAGUGAAGUGGACAUUUUUGCACUGGGAUUAAUUCUUGUUGAACUCUUGUGUAUAUUUGGCACUGGACACGAGAGAGCUAAUGAAUGGAAGAAGCUACAAAGUGGCCAGUUGCCAGAGACAUUUGUAGAACAGUUUCCUUAUGAGACACAUACAGUCAAGAAAAUGCUAUCGGCAGAUCCUACAAAGAGACCCACAGCCAAACAAUUAAAGCAAUUCUUGGAAGAAAAGAACUAUUUAGAUUCCAGAACAUGUUAAGCAAUCAAAUAAAGCAGCUCCGGAAGAUUAAUUUCUCGCUAUUGGUUCAGCCCAGAGCCUCAUCUUACAGAACAGAACUUGAGUUUUAAAACAAGGUUUUGAAAAUGUAGGGGCUGAUUUGUCAAAGGUUCGAUUGUUAGUUUUUUUUUUUACCCUCGCAUGACCUCAAAAUUCGAAUAUUAUCAUAUUUAAGAAAAAACUUGAAUAUCUACAACUCGAACGAAUAUUAUCGACCCAAAAAUUCUAAUCAAAUUGAACUAAACUAUUUUUUCUCUGAAAAAAACUAGAAUGUCAGGAAGGCUAUUAACAUCUUCAAAUAGGUCCCUGGACCUCUGCCAUUGACUUCUACAUGAAUUCAUCAGGCUUUAGGUGGCGAAUUAAUGAAUUUGAGUUCUUCCCAGGGUCCAGGUAUGAUAAAUCUCAAAUUUGAGUUUGGAUUAUUCCCAACUCAAAUUUGUGAGUUUUGACCAAAAAUCCAACUUGAAAAUUCGAAGUUACAAUUUGAACCUUAAUAAAUCUGCCCCUUAUUGUAGUCACUUAGCAAGUGACAAGUAGCUGCUGAAAUUUACAGAUUGAAAGGGGUAUUGCUCUGCUUUACUCAUUGUUUUCAGGUACAAACAGAGAUUUUUAAAAACUGAAUUAUUUGAACUGGGGUAAUGAGGUUAUAUUAGAUUUUGUAAACUGUAACAGACACAGAAAAAAUAACAUUCCUCUUGUGUGUAAUAAAAGAUCACAAUGUUAUAUUGAAUCCAUUAUGAUAUAUAUAUGUAUAAUACACAAGAACCAUUAAUAUCCUGUAAAUGAUAUCCUUAUAAACGGUGAGUUCUGAU